AUGGCGCCUAGGUGGCCCAAGGUGAACGACAGCCCUGAACACAUCGACGAGCACGCCACUUACCUCAGAGAAGCAUGCAACCAGCUGCAAGCGCCAUACUUAGCCUCAACCCUUGCGCUCAUUGGCAGGGUCCUGCGACAGCCUGUGAUGGAUGAGAUCCUGCAGCACGUCCAGGACGCGGCUAAAUGCACACAGAACAUCCAGAACGACAUCACGGUCACUAAGAACUCUGUCGGACUCAGCACUACUCCGAUAAACCCAGCCAACUUUAGCGGAGGAAGAAGAAAUGCCGCUGCGACCUGGGCGCAGGUGGCGGCACCCGCUAAAGGCGCGCCAGCUUUCCCCCGCCUGCACCACAAGGAGUGCACACCGCCAAGACCCAAGCCACAGUUACAGCAUACAAGGACCGUGUUCCUCCACUCUCCGCAAGGCUCCGGCCAGGCAAUCCCGGCUCCUGUCCGGCCGUUCAAAAGCCUUGACCCAUCCGACCUGAUCGCGCCGCCUCCUGGAAGCUGA
Molecule: messenger RNA, 516 nt
Organism: Aspergillus novofumigatus IBT 16806
Lineage: Eukaryota; Fungi; Ascomycota; Eurotiomycetes; Eurotiales; Aspergillaceae
Exons: 2
Coding region: 1-516 (171 amino acids)
Source: RefSeq, a predicted model, not a curated record